Molecule: messenger RNA, 780 nt
Organism: Ctenocephalides felis (cat flea)
Lineage: Eukaryota; Metazoa; Arthropoda; Insecta; Siphonaptera; Pulicidae
Gene: Use1
Product: vesicle transport protein USE1
Exons: 4
Coding region: 1-780 (259 amino acids)
Biological process (GO): retrograde vesicle-mediated transport, Golgi to endoplasmic reticulum
Cellular component (GO): endoplasmic reticulum; SNARE complex
Molecular function (GO): SNAP receptor activity
Source: RefSeq, a predicted model, not a curated record
AUGGGGGCAUCCAGGCUAGAAAUCAAUGUCGAAAGACUUUUAAAUAAAUGUGAAAUAAUGGCUAAUGAUGAUUUAAAUAGGGAUUGGCGAUUAGAAACAUAUAUUAAAUCCUUAGAAAAAAUGAUAAAAGACUUGCAUAGUAUGCCAGUAACUUGUAAACCAGAAAAAGAGGUUUUGACAGAUUAUAUCAGAAGGUGUACUUUUCUAAAAGGCUUAAUUAAAACUGAACAAUUAGAAAACGCUACUGAAAAGAUUCUGGCCGUACAAUUAUUAUCGCAUGGUGUUGCUACUACUGAAACAAAUCCAGUUACAAAAGAAAUUCAUCAAAAAAGUACUAGUAAAUUUGAGAAACAACUCAAAGAUGAAUUAUUUGGAGUGAAGAGAAGAGAUUUACUAUCAGACUCUGCAUUACGCUUGCGGCAAUCAUCAUCUGUUGGAAAUUCAGAAGCUAGCUCAGGAGAAGAUCUUGAUGUAUUAAUUAAGUAUCAUCAUUCUAUGCAAGAAAAAAUAGCAGAAAACAUGUUGUCUAUGGCAAAAAAUUUAAGAGAACAAAGUGAAGUAGCAAGUUCAAUAAUAAAAAAGGAUACAGAGAUUGUUGCAAAAUCAGCAAAAAUAACUGAUGACAAUGUUUCAUCAUUAAAAACUGAAUCAGCUGUAUUAGCAGACCAUAAUAAAAGGGCUUGGAAAUGUUCUUUAUUGUUUAUGAUAAUUAUAGUCAUCAUAAUAUUCAUAAGUAUGGUCAUGUUUAUGAAAUUAUUUAAGAAAAAAGUAAUUAUGUAG